Molecule: messenger RNA, 742 nt
Organism: Echinops telfairi (small Madagascar hedgehog)
Lineage: Eukaryota; Metazoa; Chordata; Mammalia; Afrosoricida; Tenrecidae
Gene: FAM162A
Product: family with sequence similarity 162 member A
Exons: 5
Coding region: 91-573 (160 amino acids)
Biological process (GO): cellular response to hypoxia; positive regulation of release of cytochrome c from mitochondria; neuron apoptotic process
Cellular component (GO): mitochondrion
Source: RefSeq, a predicted model, not a curated record
UCCUCUCAUUCGGUGACUUUGAGUAUCGUCUCGGUGUGCUCGCGCCACUGCCACCUACCCUGUGACGUGCGGUCCGCGGAGCAGGAGGCCAUGGGAAGCCUCCGCGGCUUGCGCCUGGCGGCGGGGACUUGCUUUAGGUUGUAUGGAAGUGAUGUUUCCUCGUCCCUAAGUCUCACCAGAACCACUGCUUUGAAGAGAAUGAAUGGAUUUUGCACCAAACCACAGGAAAGUCCCAAAGCUCCAUCCCACGCCUACAGCCAUGGGGUGCCGUUACACAAGCCUACAGACUGGGAGAGGAAGAUCCUGGUCUGGUCGGGCCGCUUCAAGAAGGAAGAGGAGAUUCCCGAGACGAUCUCGUUUGAGAUGCUGGAUGCCGCAAAGAACAGGAUCCGGGUGAAGAUCAGCUAUCUGAUGAUCGUGUUGACCGUGGCCGGAUGCAUUUUCAUGGUGAUAGAGGGGAAGAAGGCUGCCAGAAGACACGAGUCUUUAACAAGCAUAAACUUAGAAAAGAAGGCUCGUCUGAGAGAGGAGGCACUGAGAGAAGCAGAAGCAUUGAAGGCCAAAGCCGAGUAGCCAUGGCGUCCUUAGUGGCUGGAGCUUUAAAAUCCAGGAGUGCAGGUGCAGCAACAGCUGGCAUUGACAAGAAUAUAGCACGAGGAUGCAUUUCUCAAAAGGGUGGUUUGCACAAAUGUACGUACCCCUUUCUGCUCUAGAGUUACAAAUAAAUUCUCUUUACAAAUAA